AUGAUGCAACAAUACAUGAAAGAAUUGGAACAGGAUCCAUUUGAUCCUGAAGAAUUUGUUGAAAGACUUGCUUGGAGAACAGUUAAUGAUACAACAAAAGACGGUGGAAAAACGUUUUUUGAUCCUACAAUAGUGCAUGAGACGUUUUUACAAGCAAUUAAAGAUUUGCAAAUUCUACAAGAACGUCAACAAAAAAAAUGUGAUAAACUUGAAGCAGCAUUGAAAGAUGAAGAAGCAAGGCACAUGCUUGAAAUCCUUGAAUUACAGGAAAGAAAUAAACACUCUAUUGAUUUGUUUCAUCAACUAGAUGAAAGAAUCAAUUUUGUGGCUACUAAGGUUUUACAUCUAGGUGAUCAGUUAGAAAGUGUUAACACACCAAGAGCUAGAGCUGUUGAGGCUCAAAAAUUAAUGAGACAUUUCUCAGAUUUCUUAAGUCCUGGACCUUUGACAGACCCAAUUUUCACAGACAAGUCAUCGCUAGAUGAAGCAGCAGAUGUAAUACAAAAACUUCAUCUUAUUUCACAAGAAUUGCCAUCUGAGAAAUUUGAACAUGCUAAAAAAAAGAUUGCUGUUAAGUAUGAUGAAAUUGAAAGAAAUCUUAUAGAAGAAUUUGUUAGGGCACACAAUAGAGAAGAUGCUAAUCGUAUGAAAGAAUUAGCAUCAGUUUUAGCUCAUUUUAAAGGAUAUUCUCAGUGCAUUGAUGCAUUUAUAGAACAAAGCCAAAUGGGUUCAUUUGGAGGAAAAGAUGUUUUUCAAGAUGUAAUACCUAUGUGUACAAAGUACCAUAAAUUAAUGCAACAAGUAUUUACAAAUCCUGAACAAGUCAUGGCAAAAUUUGUAUUAAAUAUUUAUCAUUUAAGACUUCAAAAAUAUGCAGUUGCUAAAUUGGCAGAUAAAACUGAUCCUGAUAAGUAUCUUAGAAAUUUAUAUGAUUUAUAUACACGGACUGUGAAAUUGUCUACAGAACUAAAAAUGUUUAAUAUGGGUACUGAUGAUACAUACCUUACAAAGUUGACUAGAAAUAUAUUUCAAAAAUAUCUGGAUACUUAUAUACGUAAGUUCAUAUAAUAAUUAAUAUAUAUUCUCCUUAUUGAAUAUUAUGAAUCUAAAAAUCAUCAGAAAAAACAGUUACAAACUGGAGGUUUCCAAGAAUUAAGAAGGGAUUUACAAGCAGUUCUUGGAGCAAGAACUAAUAUUAAUAUUGCUCAGAUAGAAAAUUAUGGUGGAGAAACUUUUUUGUCAGAAGAACUUGCGAUUGCUCUGUUACAAAGAAGUAAAGUAGGUUUUCAGAGAUGUCAGUUAUUAUCGAAACCUGAUGAAGUACCGAUAAAUACUCUUCAAAUUUUGGAAAUAUUAUUACAAUAUUUAAUAAGUGAACAUGUUGAUUAUGCAUUGGAAUUAGGUUUACAAAGUGUACCAAUUCCUGAAAGCAGAACUCAACCUGAGAUACACUUUUUCAAUGUUGUGCGUCAAUGUAACGCAAUUGUACGCUUAUUAGAAGAACAAUUUAAUGACAGUGUCAUACCACUUGUUGUAUCAACACCAAAGCAUGGAGAUUGUAUGUUAAAGAAAAAAGUCGUAUUAGAUCAAAUUGAAAUGAAACUGGAAACAGGAUUAGAUAGAAGUAUAAAUGCUAUUAUUGGUUGGGUAAAAGUGUACCUACAAAAUGAACAACGAAAGACUGACUUUAAACCUGAAACUGAUGUGGAUACUUUGAGCACUCCAGCCUGUUUAACAGUAGUUCAAUAUGUUACUGGAAUGAUUCGACAUAUUCGAAAUACUUUGGAUGGAAAGAAUUUAAAUAACGUCCUAACUGAAAUAGGGGUACGAUUUCACAAAGUUAUUUAUGAUCACCUACAGCAAUUUCAAUUUAAUUCUGCUGGUGCAAUGUGUGCAAUAUGUGAUAUGAACGAAUACCGUAAAUGUGUCAAGGAACUUGAAGUUGAUCUUGUUAUUUCUUUGUUUGAUACUUUACAUGCUUUAUGUAAUUUAUUGCUAGUUAAACCAGAAAAUUUGAAACAAGUUUGUACAGGAGAUCAAUUGGCAACAUUAGAUCGCAGUGUCCUGGUGAAUUUUAUACAAUUAAGAACUGAUUACAAAACACAAAAAUUAGCAAAUUGUCUGAAAGGUUUAGCUACAUGA
Messenger RNA from Habropoda laboriosa, 2142 nucleotides. It is a transcript of the gene Sec10, whose product is annotated as exocyst complex component 5. Gene Ontology annotation, cellular component: cytoplasm; exocyst. Lineage: Eukaryota; Metazoa; Arthropoda; Insecta; Hymenoptera; Apidae. The record is from RefSeq and is a predicted model, not a curated record. Gene Ontology annotation, biological process: Golgi to plasma membrane transport; exocytosis.